Molecule: messenger RNA, 2297 nt
Organism: Miniopterus natalensis
Lineage: Eukaryota; Metazoa; Chordata; Mammalia; Chiroptera; Miniopteridae
Source: RefSeq, a predicted model, not a curated record
GCCUCAUCUGCUCUCUCCCGAUGGCUGUUUGUACCAGGGGGUCUGAGGCCCUGGGACUGGAGGGAACAUAAGCGACUGAGCAGGGACUCCGGCUCCUCCUCCUGCUCCGCCUGGUCCUUGGAACCCUUGUCCUCGACCUCGCCGUUCAAGAACGGGGUCAUGCUGUACUUGCUCUACCUCAGCCAGCAGGAGCUAGAGAGGUUCAAGCAGCUCUUAGUGGCUGAGACCCCCAGACCCGGCUCCGCCCGGAUCACCUGGGACCAGGUGAAGGCAGCCAGGUGGGGGGAGGUGGCCCACCUCUUGACCGAGCGCUUCCCCCGCCGGCUCGCUUGGGAUGUGGCCCACGGCAUCUUCGCGAAGAUGGACGGGACCCAACUGUGCCUCCGGGUGCAGAGGGAGCUACAAGGUGGCCAGCAGGAGCUAGAGAGGUUCAAGCAGCUCUUAGUGGCUGAGACCCCCAGACCCGGCUCCGCCCGGAUCACCUGGGACCAGGUGAAGGCAGCCAGGUGGGGGGAGGUGGCCCACCUCUUGACCGAGCGCUUCCCCCGCCGGCUCGCUUGGGAUGUGGCCCACGGCAUCUUCGCGAAGAUGGACGGGACCCAACUGUGCCUCCGGGUGCAGAGGGAGCUACAAGACGUGCUGCCCAACGUGGAGCCGGAGGACCUGGGCCCAGGAGGGGCACAAGUGGACUCGGAGGAAGAAGAAUCUGGGAGGUGCCGGGGUGAUGACGUGCGGGGCUACCGGCUGCCCGGGAGGGGCCACUACUCCGCCGUGGGGGACAGGACCCCGUGGCCCGGGAACCAAGCAGACUUCUUCCACCAAGACCUCCCCCGGCACCAGCGGCUCCUUCACUGCCUGUUUCUUCCCAGGAGACCUCAAGGCCGACCACCCAAGACGGUCGUCCUCCAGGGGGCCGCCGGGGUGGGGAAAACCGCCCUGGCCCACAAGCUGAUGUCGGAGUGGGCAGGAAAGGAGUUCUCCCCCCACCAGGUCUGGUAUGCUUUCCGCGUCCACUGUCGGGGUGGCCUGGGCCCAGCCGCAGAGCUUCGGGGUCUCGUCUCCCAGGUGAUGUCCCAGCCCGAACAGCUGCUGCUCGUCCUCGACGGCUCCCAGGAGCUGGCGCUGAGCCUCAGGGUGCGACCGGGGAUCUGAGCGAGGACGAGCCAGAAGCUGCUGGCGCCGGUCCUCCUGGCCAGUCUGCUGGGCGGAAAAAUGCUACCCGAGGCCUCGCUGCACCUCCUGCGGUUCUCUUCCCGGAGGGUCCUCCAGUCCGUCCUGAGGCGUCCGUCCGUCGUGACCCCAGGGCAGGCGGAGGAAGCCUUGAGCGACGCCGCAGGGAACACGGUCCUCUUCUCCAGGUGCCCGCCUGUGGUCUGCUGGCUGGUGUGCUCGUGCCUGAAAGCACCUAUACCUGCCGGCCCGUGUUACCUGGCGGCGAGAGGGAUGUGGAAGGAGCGGUGGGUGUUUGGGAAGACGGACCUCGAGCUGACCCAGCUGGACGGGGCGGCCGUGGCCGCUCUCCUGGGCGAGAAUAUUCUCCGCAGGGGGGGGCACGAGGACCUGUGCGCCUUCACCCUCCUGAGCUCCCAGGUUUUCGCCGCCCUGGUGUACACCGUCCACCUCCCGCAGAGGGUCCCCGGCUUCCAGGGGGGCCCCCUGGCGCACGUGGCGCUCUUCCUCUUCGGCCUGUUCAACGAGACCUGCGCCAAGGCCGGGGAGCGGUGGCUCGGGCACAAGCUGUCCUCGGGGAAUAAGGAGGAGGGACGGGGACUGCAGGUGUCUGCCUCCCGCCUCACCCACUGUCCACACUUGGGGGAGGUGGAGCUGACCGUGACCUUGACCAUCACCAAGGACGUACCAGACAGCAUCAGCCGGCGAUUCCGCUGGUGGCAAGAGCUCUGCUCCGUGUUCACGCUGCACGAGGGGCUGGAGUCCCUGGCCGUGACCGACAGCGUGAUGGAGCCUGACGCCACACGGGUCUUCCCCUUGGCGCUGAAACAUCCGCACUGCAGACUGCGCAAACUGAGCCUGGACCUUGGUUUUAACAGCCUGAAGGAUGAGGGGCUUACCCUGCUCUGUGAGGCCAUGAAGGGCUCGGACUCCGGACUACAGGUUCUUGAGUGAGUGACCCCCCACCCCACUUCCUCCGUGAGACCAGGACCGGCGUGUGUAAGCUCUCCCAGGACAGAGCGUGGGGAGGUCUUCGCCCGUUGCUGGGUUUUCCCUGCGUUCGGGUGGAGGGCUGGGGGGGUUCAGAAAGUGUGGCCCUCCCACGAGGAACAUCGUCAGGACGUUGU